GCCGCCUCCCCUCGCCUCCGCCGAGAACACGCGGCUGCCCUCGCGAGCUCACCUCCGCGCGUCGACAGCGCCGCCGCGCGGCCACUCCCCCGUCGCGUCGUCACCGUCAUCUCUACGUCUUGCUUGAUUCGGCGGCGGUAGUACCAGGCGAAGAUGCUGGGCGGAUUGUACGGCGACCUCCCGCCGCCGGCCUCCUCCGGCGACGAUGACAAGCCCUCCGCCGCCGGCUGGUCCAGCGCCGCCAAGAUGGCGCCCCCCACCCUCCGCAAGCCCUCUACUACCUUCGCCCCGCCCCCCUCCGUCCUCAGGAACCCCCGCCCCGCCCCCAAGGCCCCCGCCGCCCAGCCGCCGCCGGUGCCAGUUCCGGUCGAAAUCACCGUCUCCACCUCCUCCUUCCAGCCUGCCCUCGUCGCCGUCCAGUCCACCGUUAUGGAGGAGUACGACCCGGCCAGGCCCAACGACUACGAGGACUACAGGAAGGAAAAGCUCAAGAGGGCCAAGGAGGCCGAGGUCAGGAAGGAGCUCGAGCGGAGGCGGCGUGAGGAAGAGGAGAGGGAGAGGGAGCGUGAGCUCAGAGAAAGGGAGGGCCGCGACACGCUCAACAUAUCUGGUGAGGAAGCCUGGAAGAGGAGGGCCGCAAUGAGCAGCUCGGCCGCUCCGAGGGCGCCCUCUUCCCCACCCCAUGGGGGAGAUGGCUUCGCCAUCGGGAACUCCUCUUCUUCCGGUUUGGGCCUUGGCGCCGGCGGACAGAUGACUGCUGCACAGAGAAUGAUGGCCAAGAUGGGGUGGAAGGAAGGCCAAGGACUUGGCAAGCAAGAACAGGGAAUCACUGCACCUCUGGUGGCUAAGAAGACUGAUAGGAGGGGAGGGGUUAUUGUGGAUGAGAACAGUUCCAAGCCAGAAAAGAAGCCAAAAUCCGUCAGCUUUGAUGGCCCUCCGACACGAGUUUUGCUCCUCCGUAACAUGGUUGGUCCAGGUGAGGUUGACGAUGAGCUGGAGGAAGAAGUGGCCUCAGAGUGUAGCAAGUACGGGACAGUGUGUCGCGUGCUGAUAUUUGAGAUCACUCAGGCGGACUUCCCCUCGGAUGAGGCUGUGAGGAUCUUCAUACAGUUUGAGAGGGCGGAAGAAGCAACCAAAGCGAUGAUUGAUCUGGAAGGGCGCUUCUUUGGCGGGCGGGUGGUGCGUGCCACAUUCUUUGAUGAGGAGAGGUUUGCGAAGAACCAGCUCGCCCCCAUGCCCGGUGAAGUUGCAGGCUUCGACUAGACUGUAUAUGCAGCGGCAGUAACUGUUGAUGUAAUCCUACGCUGGACUAAUAUGCAGUUUUUUUGCUGGAGUGUUAUUAAGGAGUUAUUGCACAAUGCAAAACUAGAUGGUGUAGAGCAUUCAUCAAGGGCUGAAGGUCCACUGUAAUUUUUAGAUUCAUCUUUAAUCUGUUUAUGCUUGUUUGGAUAGGGAUAGUCUAACGUGUGACUAUUCUAAACGGUAAAUUUUGAUUAUAUACCCUUUAGAUUGAAACUGAUUAUCGACCUUUUGAGCCAACAAGUCACCUAAGAUGAUCCUACAUCUAAUUGGCACUGUACAAGAGGGCACAUCCA
Molecule: messenger RNA, 1595 nt
Organism: Oryza brachyantha (malo sina)
Lineage: Eukaryota; Viridiplantae; Streptophyta; Magnoliopsida; Poales; Poaceae
Product: DNA-damage-repair/toleration protein DRT111, chloroplastic
Exons: 3
Coding region: 154-1263 (369 amino acids)
Biological process (GO): mRNA cis splicing, via spliceosome
Cellular component (GO): precatalytic spliceosome
Molecular function (GO): RNA binding
Source: RefSeq, a predicted model, not a curated record